This is a messenger RNA of Nomia melanderi (Alkali bee), 882 nucleotides long. The record is from RefSeq and is a predicted model, not a curated record. NCBI's taxonomy places the organism in Eukaryota, Metazoa, Arthropoda, Insecta, Hymenoptera, Halictidae.
GUGUACGGCAGACACCCGUACGAGUCGUGGCCGUUCAACGCUAUGCCGGGCGCGACCCACGGCGGAAUCAAAGCUAGCGACGGCUGGUGGGACGUGCACGGGGCCGCGACCGCCGGCGGUUGGCUCGACGUGAGCAGCACCGUCGGCGUCGGCGUUCACGCCGCUCAAAUGGCCAACUACUCGGCCGACUACUCGACCAGCCUAGCCCUAGCCGGCAAUCAUCUGUUGACCACCGCGACCACCGCCGGCCACAAUCUCCUGCAAGACACGUACAAAUCGAUGUUGCCCGGCGGCCCUCCCGGUUUCGGGCUGCACCACCACGCGGCCGCGACAGCGGGCGCUGGCGCCGGUGCCGGCAGCCCGCAAGGGAGCGGCGGUGGCGUCGGCGUUGGUGUCGGCGUCGGGGCCGGUGGUGUCAGCCAAGCCCCCUCGCCGCGAUCGCAAAGACGCUACACCGGCAGAGCGACCUGUGACUGUCCAAACUGUCAAGAAGCCGAGAGGCUUGGCCCGGCCGGCGUGCAUCUCAGGAAGAAGAACAUCCAUAGCUGUCACAUACCGGGAUGCGGUAAGGUCUACGGGAAAACGUCGCAUCUGAAGGCCCACUUACGGUGGCACACUGCGGCACCUUCGAACCCACACCGGCGAAAAGAGAUUCGCCUGCCCGGUCUGCAACAAGCGGUUCAUGCGCAGCGACCAUCUCGCGAAGCACGUCAAGACCCACAGCAGCAGCAGCAGCAGCAGCGGCAGCAAGGGCAAGGGGGGAGCGGGGAGCUCGUCAGCCGAGUCCUGCUCCGACAGCGAGGACAACGGGAGUCAGCAGAGUCCCACUUCCAGCUCGGUGCCGCCGCAGCCGCAGCCGCCGCCGCCGCCGCAGCAGCAGCA